Molecule: messenger RNA, 2167 nt
Organism: Klebsormidium nitens
Lineage: Eukaryota; Viridiplantae; Streptophyta; Klebsormidiophyceae; Klebsormidiales; Klebsormidiaceae
Source: the annotation of a GenBank genome assembly
AGAAAGCAAGAGACAGGACGUCUCAUAGUGGAUAUAGGGUUUUGCAAGGGUUUUGCUGCAGGGUUCAGCCAGCUGUGCAGUCAAUCACAAGUGUAGAAUUUCAGCUUCACGAUUUGACGUGAAAUGCUCAAUAUGGUAAGAAUCAGGGCGCUGUAAACAGGGAGUGGGAGUGGAUUGGAUUCUGCAAGGGAUACACUCUUCGAGUUUGCAUCAGUGAAUUCGUCAAGCUGUUGCUCUUGAAGGAGGAAGGCGGAAUGUAGCUUCUGCUUCUGGAAACCCUUGGCACAAUCAACGUACAUUUGUGUCUUAUUUGAAUUUCAUCCCAUUGUACUAGCUUGGAGAUAAUGCAGAGUAACUCGUCGCAAGAAGAUAAGGAGGUCACAGAGGGCGAAGGGGCAGACUCCGAGCGUACACUCCUUGGCGGAAUGGACCAUGAGACGCGCAGGCCGUCACAGAUGCAUGGAGAGACAUGGCAUGGGGGGCAGUCAUACAAAAGGCUUAUGUCUGAGGGCCAGCUUCGCAUCGAAAGCAGUGGAAAGUGGUUGGGGACACACGAAACCGCAACUCAGCCCCUUGUGCCCCGGCCUUCCUUCCGCCGCCAGCUGUCCAGCCCCAUGGCUGGCAUCCCCGACUCCCCCUCCAGCUCACAAGGAAGCAGGUCGGAGCGGGAAGGUGCCUCCCGACCACCCCCUGUAGAGUCCACAGUUCACGGUGCCGAGCCCCCCCUUCCGGACCACCACUUCUGGAGAAUCCGCUCAAUAGCCAAACGCCCCCCUUUGCAACGCCAGCCGUCGGAUCUGGUGCUCGUGUUGCCGCGGCCGGAACGCGUGAUUGACAUUGGGGAAGAAAGCAAACGAGAGCCCGGGGGUUCUGUGUUGGGGGGCCUGGGGGCUUCUCUCGCCAGGUCCCUAAGCAUGUCCCUCAGCAGCCUUUCACAGCGCGGAAAGGUCGACGAGCGUGAGCGGCAGCCCGUGAUGCUGGACGAAGCAAUCUGCCGGAUCUGUUUCGACCAGCUGACGGAGGGCGAGACGUGGCGCCUCGAGUGCCAGUGCAAGGGCGACAUGGCUCUCGCACACGAGCAGUGCGCGCUUCGCUGGUUCAAUCUGCGGGGCAACAGGCUGUGCGAAGUGUGCGGCUCGGAGGUGGAGAACCUGCCCGUGAUUCUCGAGCGGCGAAGAGAAGGCGAGAACGGCACCACCGACGGCAGCGGCGCAGCGACAGCAGGGGCCGCGGCUGCGGAUGAGACGGUCCUCCCGCGACGGUACCGCGACGUUCCAAUGGUCUUCAUCGCUGCCGCAGUGGCGUACUUUUGUUUCUUCGAGCAAAUGCUGGUGUCGCAACAGGGGAAGGACGCGGUGUCGGUGUCGAUCCCCGCGUCUCUCAUCCUGGCCGUCACGACGAUAACCAUUGCGGCCAGGACGGAUCCAAGCAAGCUCUGGGGCCUGGGGCUCAUGCAGUUCUUUUUCGUGGUCAUCGUGGCGCAGCUCACGUUCUCGUUGGGCCACGUGGGCGGUGUCGGGGCGUGUUUCAUUGGUGGCUUCGUGGGGACGGUCGGCACGAUCGUAGUGUAUUCGGUCAUCCGGGACAUGCGCCGUUACCACAGCCGAACACGCGAGCCUCUCGAUGUGCCGCACGGGAUGGGCAUUGCUGCAAAUCAAGGGGAAGAGAUGGUGGAAAGGGGUAUUGACUCGCCAGACCAACUUCGUUCUGAUCCAGUUGACACAGCUGCUGGCGACUCUGAUUCACACCGUUCACGACAAAGCAACCAGCCCCCUGCCAGCAGCGGCGGGGGUUUGGAGGAGGUGCGGCCCUAGGUUCCUGUACAAAGGUGCUCGAUCUUUUCACGGAUGAUGUUUAUGUAGCAAAGGCACGCAGGGGCAGGGUGGGAGCAAUUGUCGAACAGAGCAGCACAGACAAACGGUUGAUAACAUCUUAAACACGGUGUACAGCAGCCUUUCGUGGUAUAUAGCUGAUUGUAGGGAAGUGGUGAUAGCUAACAAGAAAGGACGAAAAAGAAGGCGUUUCGAUGUUGAGAAAGUCGCCGUGGCCUGAUUGAAAGGAAACAUAGGACUGGGGUGCCCUGGGCCCCAUGGAAAUUUUCAAAACGAAUGCUGUAAUGUAAGCUAAAGUUCAAAACAGUGCUAGAACCGGACUCCCGACGAUUAAG